This is a messenger RNA of Populus euphratica (Euphrates poplar), 633 nucleotides long. RefSeq names its product probable ribose-5-phosphate isomerase 4, chloroplastic. Lineage: Eukaryota; Viridiplantae; Streptophyta; Magnoliopsida; Malpighiales; Salicaceae. Bases 129 to 521 code for a protein of 130 amino acids. Gene Ontology annotation, biological process: pentose-phosphate shunt, non-oxidative branch. The record is from RefSeq and is a predicted model, not a curated record. The transcript has 4 exons. Gene Ontology annotation, molecular function: ribose-5-phosphate isomerase activity.
UCUACUGAGAAAUUGUUCUGAAUUGAUAUCUCAAAGUUGGUGUUUCAGUAUCAAAUUCUGACUGGUUAGCUUUUCCUCCUCCUUAUCUCUUGCAGUCAAUACUCAAAGCAGCCAAUAAGCUCGUAUUCAUGAUUACAGAAAACCAGUACAUGGGAGGUCUUGAAGGUUCUAUUCCAGUUUUGGUUCAAGCUCUCAACUGGAUGGAAACUGCUGAAGAGAUUGAUGAUCUAUUUUUAGGUGAUGCAGAGGUAUGGAGGAGAUCAUCGAUAGGACAAGCUGGUCCAAUGGGGGGCGAUUUCCCUUUCAUUACAAGAGAAGGUCACAACGUUCUUGAUGUCAUCUUCACAUCUCCAAUACAAAGUCUUGCUGAAGUAGCUGAAAGUCUUGAUAAAGUUGAUGGCGUUGUUGAUCAUGGAGUUAUUUCCAAGUUCCCGUUAGUUCUCUUCUUGUCUCCCUCCAAACUCUUACCUGUUUCCUUAUAUUUGUUUUCUUGUGUACAAGGUUGUAACAACGCAGUUUAAAGCAAAAUCAUGCCAAUUUUUUCACAGCGUCCACUGUGGAAGAGUAGAUCUGUCUUAUUAAACCUGGCCCGGCCUGGUGAGUCAACUUGAUGACCCGCCGACCUAGGCUACG